AUGUCUCUCGUCGAGCUGUCACGUCCUGCCACCCUCCCCGCCGCCUCCAUUCCAGACAACCACACCGCGUCACAGCUCCAAUCCACUUAUAACUCGUCUACUUGCAGUUCGCCUCGUCCUCGUUCACUUUCAUUGUCUAUUGAACAAGCUAUGACUCCUACUGCUACAACCACAACUACCAACAGUCCAGUCAUUGGCGACAUCAGCGACGACAUGCUUUCAAUACACUCCACCAAGAGCGAGUCCUUCGUGUCCGCCACCACCAGUGCACCUGCUCUACCCGAGAAAAGCGCUCUGCGAGUCUCGAGGCUCCUCGCCACCCUCCCGCAGAAGCUGCCUGAGGACCGCCCUGUCCUCACCCACGCUGCGCCUCACCUCGUCUACCUGUCGUCCGAGGAAGACGGCUCGUCAUCAGCCGACGACCUCUCCGACCUCGACUCCUUUGACUCGGACAGCGAAGAGUCUCUCGACGGCUUCGCCUCCCGGGGCGAGUUUGCCCGCGCCGUCUCCGUUGUCUUCUCAGGCAAGCCCUCGGUGGUCAAUCUCACCGGCCGCAGCACCUCGCUUACAUCGCUUCGACGCACCUCGACCGACUCUUCCCUGCGUUUGACCACAACCGAGCCCGUGCUCGGCCGCAUGCGUUCUACCUCUGCCACCUCCUCCACCACCAGCCUUAGCCACCCGCCUCGGUCAAGCAGCAUGACCAUGAGCGCGGACAAGCGCCGCCCGAAGUUCCUCAACGUCGACCCUUUUGCCGCCAGCAAGGACGACGCGGAGAGCCUCAAGGCACCCAAGACGCCGACCGCCAUGUUCUCUCGCGCCUUUAGCAGUCUGGUCAAGAAGCGAAGCCGCCCUACGCUGACUCCCGUCACCCGUGAGGACCUGGUCCGCAUGGAGCAGGUUGGCGAAGAGACUGCCGAAGAUGACGAGUCCGUCUCGCCCAAGUCGACGCAGGCUGGACCCAUCAAGUACCAGGAUAUCGUGACCACCGCCAAGAAGAACGCCCAGCAGCCCACACCUUCGCCCGCCACGCCCACAUCACCAAACGGUGGUAAGAAUGGCAUCCGCGGCUUUUCGUUAAGCCGACGGAUGAGCGUUCGCGCAUGA
Messenger RNA from Cordyceps fumosorosea ARSEF 2679, 1107 nucleotides. RefSeq lists its product as hypothetical. Lineage: Eukaryota; Fungi; Ascomycota; Sordariomycetes; Hypocreales; Cordycipitaceae. The record is from RefSeq and is a predicted model, not a curated record. Bases 1 to 1107 code for a protein of 368 amino acids. The transcript has a single exon.